Aphidius gifuensis is the source of this 2747-nucleotide messenger RNA. It is a transcript of the gene mtm, whose product is annotated as myotubularin-related protein 2. The record is from RefSeq and is a predicted model, not a curated record. Gene Ontology annotation, molecular function: phosphatidylinositol-3,5-bisphosphate 3-phosphatase activity. The transcript is spliced from 8 exons. NCBI's taxonomy places the organism in Eukaryota, Metazoa, Arthropoda, Insecta, Hymenoptera, Braconidae. Bases 132 to 2339 code for a protein of 735 amino acids.
AAAUAAUAAAAAUGUAUGUGACAGUGCUCAAGUGACAGAAGUGUGUUUUUGUAUUGAUAAAUAUCGAAAUUCUCAGUGAUUAAUAAUUAGAUAUAAAUUUAAAGAUAUUACAUAUAUUUUUUUCGAUAAUUAUGAACAAAAGCACACUAAGUAAUCAAAACGGACAAGACGAUAGUCACAUAUUAUUUAUUGAUCAGGAUAUAAAUGAUAAUUGUUCACAAUCUGAUACGAGCUUGAUACAGUCCUUUUCCCAGUUGUCAACAACGCAAAAUACUGAUAAAUCAUCUUGUGGAAAUCUUGUUUUUUUGCACAAUCAUUUUGAUGCUCCACCAAAUAAUGUAAAUUUAUUGAAUAAUAAAAGUAUAAAAAAUAUCAAAACAAUGGAUAAACGUGGAAGCAGUGAGCUACUUGAUCAAAAUUCUAAAAAUGCAAGUUCAGAUUCUUUAAAUUCUGACAGUAAAAGUUCAUCACUAAAUUCAAAAAUAGAACAAGAAGCAGAAUGCUGGGAAAAAGCAUCAAAUUCAAAAAGUUUUUCAACAAGUUCAACAUCGACUGACAAUAAUAUCAUAUCAGCACUUGAGGCAAAAAAAGAUAAUGAUAUAAAAGUCAGUCCGAAUUCAUCUGGUGAUACUGGACCACCAUUAUUAAAUGGUGAAAGACGUCAAGGAAUAGCACGUGAUGUAACAUAUCUUUGUCCUUAUUCUGGUCCAGCACGUGGUAUAUUAACUGUGACAAAUUAUAAAUUAUAUUUUCGUAGUACUGAUCGUGAUACAGCAUAUAUUGUUGAGGUACCACUUGGUGUUGUUAGUAGAAUUGAAAAAGUUGGUGGUGCAUCAAGUCGUGGUGAAAAUUCAUAUGGUAUUGAAGUAUUUUGUAAAGAUAUGAGAAAUCUUAGAUUUGCUCAUAAACAAGAAAAUCAUUCACGUCGUGAUGUAUUUGAAAAGCUACAACAUUAUUCAUUUCCAUUGUCUCAUCAAUUGCCAUUAUUUGCAUUUGAAUAUACAGAUAAUUUUACUGAUAAUGGAUGGAAUGUUUAUGAGCCAAUUGCUGAAUUAAAAAGAAUGGGUGUUAAUAAUGACAUGUGGAAAAUAUCUAAAAUAAAUGAUACAUAUAAUUUAUGUGAUAGUUAUCCAAGUAUAUGGGCUGUACCAGCAGCAGCAACUGAUGAUGAUAUACAAUCAUCAGCUGGUUUUCGUAGUCGUGGUAGAUUACCAAUUUUAUCAUGGAUACAUUGUGAAAGUCAAGCAACAAUAACACGUUGUGCACAACCACUUGUUGGUGUUAGUGGUAGAAGAAGUCGUGAAGAUGAACGUUAUGUACAAUUAAUUAUGGAUGCAAAUGCACAAAGUCAUAAAUUAUUUAUAAUGGAUGCACGUCCAAUGGCAAAUGCUAUUGCAAAUAAAGCCAAAGGUGGUGGUUAUGAAUCAGAAGAUGCAUAUCAAAAUGCUGAAUUUGUUUUUUUAGAUAUACAUAAUAUUCAUGUUAUGCGUGAAAGUUUAAGAAAACUUAAAGAAUUAUGUUUUCCAAAAAUUGAUGAAGCUAGAUGGUUAACUGGUAUUGAAUCAACAAUGUGGUUAAAACAUAUUAAAUGUAUAUUAGCUGGUGCUAUUAGAAUUGUUGAUAAAGUUGAAAAUCAUAAAACAUCUGUUUUAGUACAUUGUUCAGAUGGUUGGGAUAGAACAGUACAAUUAACAGCACUUGCAAUGUUAAUGUUAGAUCCAUAUUACAGAACAAUAAAAGGUUUCGAAGUUCUCAUUGAAAAAGAAUGGCUUAGUUUUGGUCAUAAAUUUCAACAAAGAAUUGGACAUGGUGAUGAGCAUCACAGUGAUGCUGAUAGAUCACCAGUAUUUUUACAAUUUAUUGAUUGUGUUUGGCAAAUAAGUCAACAAUUUCCAAAUGCAUUUCAAUUUAAUGAACAUUUUUUAAUAACUAUUAUUGAUCAUUUGUAUUCUUGUCGAUUUGGUACAUUUUUAUUUAGCAGUGAACGUGAAAGAGUACAGGAACAAGUUAAACAAAGAACUGUUUCAUUGUGGUCAUAUACAAACAGUCAAUUGUCAUUGUAUCAAAAUCCAUUGUAUUGGGCUGGUUCAAAUAGUCAGUUGGUUUUAAUUCCAGUUGCAAGUAUGAGGUAUAUAAAACCUUGGAAAAGUUUAUACUGUAGAUGGAAUCCUAGCAUGAGACAACAGGAUCCAAUUUAUCAAAGAACAAGAGAACUUUUAGUUUUGAAAGAACAAUUGGAAAAACAAGUAGAAGAAUGUCGUCGUGAACAGGCAACACGUGCAAAUAGAUCAAUAACAUCAUCAGCUCCACCAAGAAUACAAUCACCAGUACACUCAUAAUAAUAUAAGCUAAUUUAAAAAUAAAUAUAUAUAUAUUUUAAUUGACACACAAUAUAUUAAACAAUUUCGUUUAUAACGAGAGAUUAAAAUUUGUAAGAAAACAAAAAAAAAUGUUAAUUUAACUAUUGACUGAAUUUUUUUUAUUUCAAUUUUUUUUUUUUUUUUUUAAUUUAAAUUGUACAAAAUAAAAAACAAAAAACAAUUAUUGUUGAUUAUAAAAAUUUUAAAUAAUUUGUACAUUUUUUUUUUUUUUUUUAAUUUAAAUAUUUAAAAUUUUAAAAAGAUGUAUGUAAGGUAUUUCAAAUAGAACAUAUAAUAUAUAUGCAGCAAAAUAUGUCAAGAAGAUAAUUCCCAAACAAAUAGGUACCUUGAAAAUUGAAAAAAAAAAAAAAUAUAGAUUAAUAUAAA